AUGAAGGCCUCGACUAUCCUUACCGUUGUUGCGGCCCUUGCAGUGCCGGUCACUGCUGCGCCUCUCACGCGCGACGCCGACCAGGUCGACUGGCGCAACGGCAACAACCCCUUUGGCAAGUGGAACGAGGACGGUUCUUUCGAGUUCACCAUGAACUGGAACGAUGCCAUGAGUCUCUGGCGCACGCGCAGCUCGAGGCCCACCUCUAACCGCCCGGCGCCGAACCCUUCCCCGCCUCAACCUACUUCCCAGCCCCAGCCUGAGCAGCCCAGCCAGCCCUUGCCCAGCCAGCAGCCAGAGCCCAGCCAGCAGCCAGAGCCCAGCCAGCAGCCAGAGUCCAGCCAGCAGCCAACGCUCAGCCCGCAGCCCUUGCCCAGCCAGCAGCCAGAGCCCAGCCAGCAGCCAGAGCCCAGCCAGCAGCCAGAGUCCAGCCAGCAGCCAACGCUCAGCCCGCAGCCCUUGCCCAGCCAGCAGCCCGAGCAAUCCUCCUCGCCGACGCCCGCCGUCGACUCGUCGUCAGCCCAGCAGCGCCCCGCAGACGCAUCGACCUCGGCUCCGGCCAGUCCUUCCACCACUGAUGUGGCCGACAAGGUUGCUGGAGAGCCCAACCUCCCCUUCAGCAACGACCAGACUCUAGUGACUGAGGACCCAACUGCCGCGGACAUUGCUGGUACAUCGGCACAGGCCAAGGUGGCGCUUGACUACCACAACCAGUGGCGCGCACAGUUCGGCGCCCCAGCUCUGUCCUGGGACUCUGCACUUGCCCAGAAGGCUACCAACGCCAUGGGCACUUGCAAAUGGGAGCACAUUGGUGCCGACAACCUCUCGGCUCGGUGGGGUUCCGGUGAUUACGCCAACCACUUUGUUCACGGCCUCAUUGACGGCUGGGCCGAGGAGUGGCGCCUCUACGACUGGAACAACCCCGGGUUCUCAGCUGCGACGGGUCACUUCACUGCCAUGACCUGGAAAGCGGUUACCAAGGUCGGCUGCGGCUGGAAGCUUGGGUGCAAGGACGCCAGCCCCGGUGGCGGCUCGGAGAAUAAGGUCUACUUCUCUUGCGUCUAUGACCCUGCUCCAAACAUGGGUGGCGGUGACGAUGCGACCACGCGCAAGAACUACGAGGAGAAUGUUCCCCGCUACAUCGGAAACUAG
Messenger RNA from Cutaneotrichosporon cavernicola, 1152 nucleotides. RefSeq lists its product as uncharacterized. The transcript has a single exon. The record is from RefSeq and is a predicted model, not a curated record. The coding region runs from base 1 to 1152 and encodes 383 amino acids. NCBI's taxonomy places the organism in Eukaryota, Fungi, Basidiomycota, Tremellomycetes, Trichosporonales, Trichosporonaceae.